ACACAUCGCAGGCGCCACCGGAUCGCUGGCCAUGAGGACCCUGUGGAUGGCGCUGUGCGCGCUGGCGCAUCUGUGGCCCGGGGCCCUAGGUGGCUGCGCCGAGGCGGGGCGCUGUUGCCCUGGUCGGGACCCCGCCUGCUUCGCCCGCGGCUGGAGGCUGGACAGGGUCUAUGGGACCUGCUUCUGCGACCAAGCUUGCCGCCUCACGGGGGACUGCUGCUUCGACUACGCCAGGGCGUGCCCAGCUCGCCCGUGCUUCGUCGGGGAGUGGAGCCCCUGGAGUGGCUGCGCGGACCAGUGCAAGCCGACCAUCCGCGUGCGCAGGCGCUCGGUGCGGCAGGAGCCCCAGAACGGAGGGGCGCCCUGCCCGCCCCUGGAGGAGAGAGCCGGCUGCCUGGAGUACGCCACGCGGCAGGGCCAGGACUGCGCGCACGCCUUCGUCCCUGCCUUCAUAACUACCUCUGCCUUCAACAAGGAGAGAACAAGACAAGCUGCGUCUCCACAGUGGUCUACGCACACAGAGGAUGCCGGAUACUGUAUGGAGUUCAAGACAGAGUCCCUGACUCCUCACUGUGCUCUGGAGAACCGGCCCCUGACGCGGUGGAUGCAGUAUCUCCGAGAGGGAUACACCGUGUGUGUGGACUGUCAGCCCCCGGCCAUGAAUUCUGUGAGCCUUCGUUGUUCUGGAGAUGGCCUGGACUCUGACGGAAAUCAGACUCUUCACUGGCAAGCAAUUGGCAAUCCUCGAUGUCAAGGAACUUGGAAAAAAGUCCGGCGAGUAGACCACUGUUCUUGUCCAGCAGUUCACAGUUUUAUUUUUAUAUAGAUCAUC
Marmota flaviventris (yellow-bellied marmot) is the source of this 832-nucleotide messenger RNA. RefSeq names its product somatomedin B and thrombospondin type 1 domain containing (gene Sbspon). NCBI's taxonomy places the organism in Eukaryota, Metazoa, Chordata, Mammalia, Rodentia, Sciuridae. The record is from RefSeq and is a predicted model, not a curated record.